Strongylus vulgaris is the source of this 515-nucleotide messenger RNA. The record is from the annotation of a GenBank genome assembly. NCBI's taxonomy places the organism in Eukaryota, Metazoa, Nematoda, Chromadorea, Rhabditida, Strongylidae.
AUGAAACUGCUCCUCUUUGCUUCGUUACUGUUGCUUUCCGUUCUUUUUGCUGAAGGAAAUAUCACUCCACAUCAUCGCUUCAAACGUGGCCAACAUCCGUUUGAUAACAGUAUUGAUACCGGGACAACAGUUAUAAAUCGCGAAGUGACAAAUGUGGAACAACCGGAAGUGGUUCAAAAAGUGAUCCGUCAUGGAACGGUUGAAAUGGGAAAUCCUGUUGUGUUCCGAAAAUACAUUACUUACGAUGGGGGUGAUGUCGAUGCAAGCAAGAUCAUUAGCAGCGCUGGCGGUAACCUUGAUUUAAGCAGUAUGAAUCUCGGCACCGGCUACAAAGUUAUACGGGGAAAACCGAUUGUGCAUAGGUGUGGUUUUCAGAUGAGCAACAUGGGUGGUUCAUCAAUGUUCCAAAUGUGUAAGUUAUUUGUGUUUUUAUCAUAUAUUAAAAAGAAAAAAGAUUUUGUAUGGUGCAGAAUUAUUGAACCAGUAACAGAUGUACUUCACAUGAUUUACUAAGC